This is a messenger RNA of Hemicordylus capensis (graceful crag lizard), 1123 nucleotides long. It is a transcript of the gene CFAP20, whose product is annotated as cilia and flagella associated protein 20. The transcript is spliced from 6 exons. The record is from RefSeq and is a predicted model, not a curated record. Gene Ontology annotation, cellular component: motile cilium; ciliary basal body. Bases 141 to 722 code for a protein of 193 amino acids. NCBI's taxonomy places the organism in Eukaryota, Metazoa, Chordata, Lepidosauria, Squamata, Cordylidae. Gene Ontology annotation, biological process: regulation of cilium beat frequency involved in ciliary motility; cilium assembly; positive regulation of cell motility.
GCGGCGGAGUGGUCCCUGCGUCCGCCGUGACGGAGGAUGCUCGACGCCGUGUGUCCUUCCGCGACAGGGGGUGCGAGGCGCGCUGAGGACGAGGGAGCCGGAGCGCAGCAGCCGCCCAGCAGCCCGCCUGGCCCGGCGGGAUGUUCAAGAACACCUUCCAGAGCGGCUUCCUGUCCGUCCUGUACAGCAUCGGCAGCAAGCCCCUCCAGAUCUGGGACAAGAAGGUGCGGAAUGGCCACAUCAAAAGAAUCACGGAUAACGAUAUCCAGUCGCUGGUGCUGGAGAUUGAAGGAACCAAUGUCAGUACCACAUACAUCACGUGCCCUGCUGACCCAAAGAAGACGCUGGGGAUCAAAUUGCCUUUUCUCGUCAUGAUAAUCAAGAACCUGAAGAAAUACUUUACCUUUGAAGUGCAGGUGUUGGACGAUAAAAAUGUGCGCCGGCGGUUUCGGGCCAGUAACUACCAGAGCACGACCCGCGUCAAGCCCUUCAUCUGCACCAUGCCCAUGCGCCUGGAUGACGGCUGGAACCAGAUUCAGUUCAACCUGUCGGACUUCACUCGCCGAGCGUACGGCACCAACUACAUUGAGACCCUGAGAGUCCAGAUCCACGCAAACUGUCGCAUCCGCAGAAUUUACUUCUCUGACAGACUCUACUCCGAGGAUGAGCUUCCUGCGGAGUUCAAGCUGUACAUCCCUGUCCAGAACAAAGCCAAGCAAUGACGACACGUUGGGAAGCCAUCUGAGAGAGACUCUGUGAAGACGGGUGGAAGAGUGUUUUUAAUUAAAAACAGAAUUUAGAUGUUGAUUUUCAUAGGGCAACCUUUUAUUUAAUAAAGUUGGUAUCUAUAACUCCCGGACAGGACACAACUAACCAUGUCAUUGUUUGUGUACGAAAUGGCCCCUGGUCAGGCUUGCAGUUUAAGAUCAGCCCUGGAUUAGCCAGGUGCGGAAGGCCUUCUCCGUGGGGAGGAGGGCGCUGGAGCAGCCGGAGUUCCUUGUGCCCUGGUGGAUGCCAACGGCUUUCCUUCCUGGCUCCUUGUAUCUUGUUUAUAUGUACUCGAAAUGUGUGUGGACGAUUUCUGCUCUGGAAGCUGCUAUUAAACAUUUGAUUUUCUUUGUAA